Diospyros lotus (date-plum) is the source of this 2190-nucleotide messenger RNA. Its product is annotated as probable protein phosphatase 2C 38. Gene Ontology annotation, biological process: protein dephosphorylation. The transcript has 4 exons. The record is from RefSeq and is a predicted model, not a curated record. Bases 832 to 1977 code for a protein of 381 amino acids. Lineage: Eukaryota; Viridiplantae; Streptophyta; Magnoliopsida; Ericales; Ebenaceae. Gene Ontology annotation, molecular function: protein serine/threonine phosphatase activity; cation binding.
AUGAGAGAGAGAGAGAGAGAGAGAGAGAGAGAGAGAAUAUAAAGGGGCAUGAAAAAACAAAAAAUGUCAGAGAGAACUAGUAGUUUAAAAGCUGCCUCCUCCUCCUUUGUUGUUUGUUUAUUUGUUCUGAUUUUUUAAUAUCCUUCCUUCCUCCUCUCCAUAACCAUAAUCUCAGAUCUCAUCUGACACCAAUCUGAAGAUCUUCUGCCAAGAAAUUCCAAAACCCUCUGCACCCUUUUCUUAUCCAUUGCCCCCUUUUGUUUUGAUCCCUCUGAUCUGAGAACAAACUCUGCCACCAUCAAAUCUAUAUGGUUUUUUACAGCUAAGAGGCUGCCUUCAGAGGUGACACGCCAUGGAAGGGCCAAGUGCAAUCAACCCAGGUUCAAGGUAUGAUAAAGAGGCAGCCUUCCAUAUUCUCUGAAUUUGCACAAAAACUACUCGAUUAAUGUCCUCACGGAGGUCUGCUUGUUGAUUCUGCCCAUACCCAUUUGGUCCCUUUUUGGAGUUUUGCCCAUUUUAAUGGUGUCUGGGUCCUGUAGUGCUGGUGGGUAUAUAAUUUCUCGAAUUGGGGGUGUGGGUUUCGAGCACAAGCAAAAACUGGACCUGAGGUUGGGUCUGGAUCUUGUCUUUGGUCUGGGUUUGAUGAAUAUUUUGUUUGCCGGUUCCUUUGGAUAAUAUAUAUAUAUAUAUAUAUAGGGUUUAUUGGAUUGACAUUUGUGCUUGGCAACUGCGGUUGAUAAACAAUUUGAUUAUUGGAUCGCUAGGAAGAUCAAAUACUGUACCAAUAUAUACACACAAAUUUGAGAUCAGAGGCAAGGGAUUCCAUAAAAAAUGGUUAAACCAUGCUGGAAACCAUCUGUUGAGGAUGGUGGAGGCCGCCGGGGCAGGGAUGGGAAGCACCAAAACGGCGAUUCGGGCGGCAAGGUUGAUGGUUUGUUGUGGUAUAAGGAUUUGGGGUAUCAUGUAAAUGGAGAAUUUUCAAUGGCAGUAAUGCAAGCCAACAGUUUGUUGGAGGAUCAAAGCCAGCUAGAAUCAGGGCAAUUGAGUAACCUUGGUUCAGGCCCUAGGGGGACGUUUAUUGGCGUUUACGAUGGACAUGGAGGGCCCGAGACGUCUCGAUUUGUAAAUGAGAACUUGUUCCUCAAUUUCAAGAGAUUUGCCUCUGAGCACAGAGAGAUCUCUGCAAAUGUUAUCAAAAAAGCAUUCUUGGCAACCGAAGAGGACUUCCUAUCCCUUGUGAAGCGGCAAUGGCUUGAGAAGCCACAAAUCGCAUCGGUUGGAUCGUGUUGUUUGGUGGGGAUAAUAUGCAACGAACUUCUGUACGUUGCAAAUGCUGGAGAUUCCCGUGUGGUGUUAGGGAGGGCAGAGAAGGACGUGAAAGGGGUUACAACAGCAAUUCAGCUAUCGUUGGAGCACAAUGCGAGCAUCCAAUCUGUGAGGGAUGAGCUUCGUUCGUCGCAUCCCCACGAUUCACAAAUUGUGGUCAUGAAACACAAGGUUUGGCGCGUGAAGGGUCUCAUUCAGGUUUCCAGAUCCAUUGGUGAUGCCUACCUAAAGAAGGCAGAGUUCAACAAAGAACCACUACUGGCAAAGUUCAGAUUGCCCGAGCCCUUCCCUAAGCCAAUCCUUAGUCCAGAGCCUUCAAUCUUCGUACACAAACUCAAUCCCGAGGAUCGGUUUCUCAUAUUUGCAUCGGAUGGUCUUUGGGAGCAACUUAGCAACGAGGAGGCUGUGGAUAUUGUUAACAACUCUCCGCGGAUUGGCAUUGCCAGGAGGCUUGUUAAAGCUGCCAUGCAGGAGGCGGCGAAGAAGAGAGAAAUGAGAUACUCAGACCUGAAGAAGAUCCAGAGAGGGGUGAGGAGACAUUUCCACGACGACAUUACAGUAAUAGUCGUGUUUCUUGAUCAGCAGUCCAUGUCCCGGAAUUACACUCGAAAUUGCAGUCUGUCAGUAAAGGGGGGUGGGGGCUCGACCUAGAAAGCCUAAUUUGAUUCAGACUCUUCUUCCAUGCCAUCGGUCCCUGUAUGUAUAGAUAAGGUUGUUGGUUUCUUCUUUCGGCUCGUUUUCUAUGGGCUUCUUUUAAGGUUGUAUCAAUUAGGCUCAUGAUUAUUAUAUUGAAACAAACAAGUCACUGAUAAUGUAACUAACUACUUUUCCAGUGUUGUUUAUCUCUAUCCUCUUUUUUCAGCA